CAUACAUAUAAUAAAGAAACCCGCCAUGAUCAUGGUCAUCGCCAUCGCCAGGGACGUGUGUGGAGAGAGGCAGAAGCUGAUAGACACAGACCUCUCAACUCGACGAACAGCUCUGCCUCUGACACAUUAAGCGGCCGCCGCUAACACAUUCGUCCAACUUAGCUCGCCGUGCCGGUUUGAUUGGCCACCGGAGACAUGCGCAGGAGCCGGGCUGGAAGCUUGGGCUCCGCAAUCGUGGAUGUCUCUCGGCGGGAGGUCGGGGAGCUCCGGCCAAGGAGCUUCGCUCUCCGCCUCGCAGGUUCCGAGGAUCUUGUUUUACGAUUUCAGAUCUCCACAAGGCUCCAACAGCAUUUGGGCUGUGUGAAUACUGUUAACUUUAAUUCUGAUGGGGACAUCCUGUUGUCUGGCUCUGAUGAUAGACAUGCCACGCUCUGGGAUUGGCAAGCUGGGAAAGUCAACUUCUCCUUCCAUACGGGACAUCUCAAUAAUGUUUUUCAAGCGAAAUUCAUGCCAUACACAAAUGACCGUACAAUUGUUACUUCUGCUGCUGAUGGGCAGGUCAGACAUGCUCUAAUUACGGAAGGAGGAGCGGUUCAGACAACAUUGCUAGCAAGACAUUGUGGACGUGUCCAUAAGUUGGCUAUUGAGCCUGGAAGCCCUCAUAUAUUCUAUACUUGCGGUGAAGAUGGUUUGGUUCAGCACUUAGAUCUCAGAAUCAAAGGUGCUAGAGGGCUCUUCACUUGUAGACGUGGGGGUGGGACGAGGGAAGGGCUCAUUAUUCACUUAAAUGCAGUUGCAAUUGAUCCCAGGAACCCAAAUCUCUUUGCAGUUGCUGGGUCAGAUGAGUAUGCUCGACUAUAUGACGUGCGCAAAUAUAAAUGGGAUGGGUCAUCUGAUCUUAGUCAACCCAUUGACCACUUCUGCCCCCCACAUUUGAUUAAUUCUGCACAGAUCGGAAUUACAGGCUUAGCCUUCUCAAAUCGGAGUGAACUUCUAGUCUCUUAUUAUAACGAAUGCAUCUAUCUCUUUGACCGUAAUAUGGGUCUGGGCUCAGAUCUUCUUUCAGACAAUUCCAAAUCUGAUGCAAGUGAAAAGAGUAAAUCUCCAGGGGCAAUGGAUUCUGAUGGAACUGAUGAUAUCCCCCAAGUAUACAUGGGCCACAGCAACUAUGAGACGGUGAAGGGUGUAGGCUUCUUUGGGCCAAAAUGCGAGUAUGUGGUGAGCGGGUCCGACUGCGGUCGAGCAUUCAUUUGGAACAGGGGUGGGAAGCUUGUUCGAGUUAUGGAAGCCGACAUGCAUGUAGUUAACUGCAUCGAGCCUCAUCCUCAUACAGCUGUUCUUGCUAGUAGUGGAAUAGAACAUGAUAUCAAAGUGUGGACUCCGGAUGCCUCUGAGAGGGCUAGUUUACCACCUGACAUUACAGAGAUCCAACCUGUUGACAUGUGGUUUGGCUUAAGCUACGAGGAUGAUGAGGAGGAGGACUAUUCCGGUGAGGAGUCUAUUGGCGAUGAUGACGAUGAGGAGGAAGAAGACAAUGAUGAUGAUGAUGAUAGUGGUACUGAUUUUUCCUUAGACGACGGGGAUGAUGACGAUGAUGCUAAUGGUGAUGAUGAUCUCAAUCUGGAUGAGUUCGAUUAGAAUGACAUUGUGGUGAGACUGGCAGCGAAGGAUACACUCCAGCAGGAAGAAGAAAAGUUCAGCUGACUUGGCUUCAUAUUGAAUUAUCUUGGAGGUCGCAUUGUUUUUCUUUCUCCUUCAUUGAUUCCAAAAGCAGAUAGUUCUUGGAUGAUGUAGACGGAGCUAUUGCCGUCCCGUGUCUGAGGACUCGAAAGAACUCAUUUCAACGGUGCAUUGGUCUAGCCAGGAUAUUGAAGUGUGCAGAUGGAGAUUAUAAAUGUACAGUACAUAACGAGGUUUACGGUAGCCAAAGAAAAGGAAAAGAACUUUCACCGAAA
Messenger RNA from Punica granatum (pomegranate), 1955 nucleotides. The record is from RefSeq and is a predicted model, not a curated record. Lineage: Eukaryota; Viridiplantae; Streptophyta; Magnoliopsida; Myrtales; Lythraceae.